Molecule: messenger RNA, 7430 nt
Organism: Heterocephalus glaber (naked mole-rat)
Lineage: Eukaryota; Metazoa; Chordata; Mammalia; Rodentia; Bathyergidae
Source: RefSeq, a predicted model, not a curated record
AUGUUCUCGCGACGGAGCCACGGGGACGUGAGGAAGUCGGCGCAGAAGGCGCUGGACCCCAGGAAGGACGCGGCGACGCGGCUGCGACACCUGCGGGCGCUGCUGGAUAAUGUGGAUGCAAGCGAUCUUAAGCCAUUUUUUGAGACCCACUAUUCUCAGAUAUAUUUCAUCUUCUAUGAAAAUUUUAUAACACUGGAAAAUAGUUUAAAAUUAAAAGGGAAUAAUAAAUCACAAAGGGAGGAGCUGGACUCUAUUCUCUUUCUUUUUGAAAAAAUACUGCAGUUUCUACCUGAACGAAUUUUCUUUCGAUGGCAUUACCAGAGCAUAGGCUCAACUUUAAAGAAGCUUCUACACACUGGAAAUUCUAUAAAGAUAAGAUGUGAAGGAAUCAGACUGUUUCUUUUGUGGCUUCAAGCACUUCAGACAAACUGUGCAGAAGAGCAGGUGCUGAUUUUCGCUUGCCUCGUGCCUGGUUUCCCAGCCAUCUUGUCCUCCAGGGGGCCCUGCACACUGGAGACCCUCAUCAAUCCCAGUCCUAGUGUAGCUGAUGCAAAGAUAUAUCCAGAAGAAAUCACUCCACUCCUGCCAGCCAUAUCAGGGGAGAAGACUGCAGAGGACCAAACUUGCUUUUUCCUUCAGAUACUGUUGAAGUAUACGGUAAUUCAGGCUGCAAGCUUGGAGUGGAAGAAUAAGGAAAAUCAAGAUACUGGUUUUAAAUUUCUUUUUACAUUGUUUCGAAAGUAUUAUCUUCCUCAUUUAUUUCCAUCAUUUACUAAGUUAACAAACAUCUACAAACCUGUACUUGACAUCCCCCAUUGGAGACCAAAGCCCCUGUACAUUACUACAACUCGAGACAGUGAGAGCAUUUACAGCACAAAAAUUCCAUACAUGGCAGCUCGUGUUGUUUUUAUUAAGUGGAUUGUAACUUUCUUUUUGGAAAAGUAUCUAACUGCAACACAAAGCACUAAAAAUGGAGUUGAUGUGUUGCCUAAAAUUAUUCAGACUGUUGGUGGUGGUGCAGAGCCAGAGAGGGUACCGGAGCUGGAUGGCAGUGGGCCUCUGGAGCAAGAGAAGGGCUAUUCUAACAGCAGCGCCCUGUCUGAGCGGAGACUCAGCAGCUCUAGCCUCUGCAGCAUCGAAGAAGAACACCGGACAGUGUAUGGAAUGGUGCGGCAAAUCCUCCUGUCCACACGCGGUUACGUCAAUUUUGUGAAUGAAGUAUUUCGCCAGGCAUUUCUGUUGCCUUCCUGUGAGAUAGCUAUAACUAGGAAAGUAGUUCAGGUGUACAGAAAAUGGAUCCUCCAGGAAAAGCCUGUGUUCAUGGAAGAGCCGGAUAAAAACAACAUUGCCCAAGAGGAUGCUGAAAAACUAGGUGUUUCAGAGAUUGAUGCCAAGGAGGCCUCCUUGGAUGGUUCGGGUCAUAAGCGGUCUUCCAGCUGGGGACGCACGUAUUCCUUCACGAGCGCCAUGAGCAGAGGGUGUGUGGCUGAGGAGGACAGCACCAGUGUGAAGGCCGGGUCCCAGGCUGUGCUGCAGGUAUUUCUGACAAAUGCUGCAAAUGUAUUUUUGCUGGAACCUUGUGUUGAAGUUCCUGUGCUCUUGAAAGAGCAAGUUGAUGCUUGCAAAGCUGUUUUGAUUAUUUUUAGGCGUAUGAUAAUGGAGCUUACAAUGAAUAAAAAGACAUGGGAGCAGAUGUUGCAAAUACUACUCAGGAUAACAGAAGCUGUCAUGCAGAAGCCAAAGGAUAAACAAAUAAAGGACUUGUUUGCCCAGAGCUUGGCAGGGUUACUGUUUAGGACACUCAUCGUGGCGUGGAUCCGAGCAAACCUUUGCGUGUUCAUCUCUCGGGAGCUCUGGGACAACUUUCUGGGCGUGCUGUCCUCCCUCACUGAGUGGGAGGAGCUCAUAAGCGAGUGGGCCAACAUCAUGGACUCCCUGACUGCGGUGCUGGCAAGAACUGUAUAUGGAGUUGAGAUGACAAACCUGCCUCUGGACAAACUGAGUGAGCAGAAGGAGAAGAAGCAGCGGGGCAAAGGCUGUGUUCUGGAUUCUCAGAAAGGGACCACUGUGGGGAGAUCCUUUUCUCUCAGCUGGCGGAGCCACCCAGAUGUGACCGAGCCCAUGCGGUUCAGGAGUGCUACCACAUCUGGGGCACCCGGGGUAGAGAAGGCAAGAAAUAACGUCCGCCAAAAAGCAACUGAAGUGGAGGAGAAUCCACAGUCAGAGAACACACCUGCAGCAGAACCAACCCAGCUCACGAUGGGGCAGCAGCAGGUCCUCCAGAGCAGCAGCACCUCUGACAUCCCCGAGCCGAGGAUCCCAGAAGCAUCUCAGGACAGAGACUCGCUAAGUUGCCCAAGCUGGCCGUGGAACUUUCAAUCCUCCUGCCUCAGCCACCCAUGUAGCUGGGAUUACAGGCAUGCACCACAGCACCAGGCAAAAACAAACACAACUUUUAAUAGUAUUUACAGCUUCUGCAACAAAUUUCAGCAACAACAGAGUUUGGAAAGCCAAGAGGCAGAUGGUCAAAAGGUAGAGUUUGCACAAAAUUUGACUUCUUCAGAACCCAAGCCUAGUCAAGAGAAUACAGGCCAGGUGAAGAGAGAACAUGAAGGAAUAACAAUCUUAGUUCGAAGAAGUAGCAGCCCUGCUGAGUUGGAUCUGCAGGAUGAUUUGCAGCAGACACAAGGAAAAUGUAGGGAAAGACAGAAGAGUGAAAGUGCCAGCGGCGACACAGCUCUGGGCUAUAACAGUGAAGCCGAGCUGUUGGUGACCCCAUGGCAGGCGUGUGAGGAGGACCCCGACCUGAGCACACCCACAGAUGCUGUGGCUGACUCUGAUGCACGGCAGUGGUUACAGCUGAGUCCCACUGAUACCUCAAACCUAACAGACAACAGUGAGUGCCUGGUGGAUGACUGUAGUAUCAUUGCCGGAGGGAACCUCACCGGCUGGCACCCAGAUUCUGCUGCUGUGUUAUGGAGAAGAAUCUUGGGGAUCCUUGGAGAUGUGAAUAACAUCCAGUCGCCCAAGAUCCAUGCCAAAGUGUUUGGGUAUCUCUAUGAGCUCUGGUACAAACUAGCCAAGAUCCGGGAUAAUCUAGCUGUAAGCCUGGAUAACCAGUCCUCUCCGUCUCCUCCUAUUUUGAUCCCACCACUCAGAAUGUUUGCAUCAUGGUUAUUUAAGGCGACAACACUGCCAAAUAAGUAUAAGGAAGGCAAACUGCAAGCCUACAGGCUGAUCUGCGCCAUGAUGACCAGACGCCAGGAUGUCCUGCCAAAUUCCGACUUCCUGGUGCACUUCUACCUCGCGAUGCACCUGGGCUUAACCAGUGAGGACCAGGAUAUCUUGAAUACAAUCAUAAGACACUGCCCACCCCGAUUCUUCUCCCUGGGUCUGCCUGGCUUCUCCAUGCUGGUAGGGGACUUCAUCACAGCCUCAGCCAGGGUCCUCGGCACAGACAUGUUGGUGGCGCCUCGUUCUGAAGCUCUCACCAUCCUUGGGUCCCUCGUCUGCUUCCCAAAUAUCUACCAGGAGAUCCCAUUACUGCCGUCUGUACCAGAAGUGAGUGAGGUCGUCACUGGAACCGAAGAUGUCAAGCAUUACCUUAUAAAUAUUUUACUGAAGAAUGCCACAGAGGAACCAAAUGAAUGUGCAAGGUGCAUUGCCAUUUGCUCCCUGGGGGUGUGGAUCUGCGAGGAGCUUAUGCAGCGCACCUGGCACCCCCAGGUGAAGGAGGCCAUCAAUGUGGUCGGUGUGACACUAAAGUUUCCUAACAAAAUCGUGGCUCAGGUAGCUUGUGAUGUUCUUCAGUUGCUGGUUUCCUAUUGGGAAAAACUUCAGCUGUUUGAAACCUCCCUGCCUCGGAAAAUGGCAGAAAUCCUUGUGGCCACAAUUGCUUUUCUUUUACCAAGUGCAGAGUAUUCCUCAGUGGAAGCAGAUAAGAAGUUCAUCGUGUCCUUGCUCCUCUGCCUCCUGGACUGGUGCAUGGCGCUGCCAGUGAGCGCCCUUCUGCACCCAGUGUCCACCUCAGUCCUAGAGGAGCAGCACCUGUCUCAGGCGCCCUUGUUGGAUUAUAUCUACAGGGUCCUCCACUGCUGUGUCUGUGGCUCCAGCACAUACACCCAGCAGAGUCACUAUACUCUGACCCUGGCUGACUUGUCCUCUGUGGAUUAUGACCCCUUCCUGCCCCUGGCCAGUGUAAGGAGCUCUGAGCCAGUCCAGUGCCAUUCCUCAGCAGAUCUGGACAACCUGCUGACUGUGGAAGAGGAGAGGAGAAGGAGGAGCCUGGAGCUGAUCCCGCUUACUGCCCGCAUGGUGAUGGCACACCUGGUCAACCACCUGGGCCACUACCCGCUGGCUGGGGGCCCAGCUGUACUGCACAGCCUGGUCAGUGAGAACCACGACAACACCCACACUGAGGGUGCCGAACUGUCCCCCGAUGUGUUCCGGAGCCCAAACCUGCAGCUCUUUGUAUUUAAUGACAGCACCCUCAUCUCUUACCUGCAGAUGCCUGCAGAGGGGAUGGGUGGCACGUCCCCGGGGGAUGCUGUCUCAGAUGUUCGGGUCAUUGUGCGAGAUGUUUCAGGGAAGUACUCCUGGGAUGGGAAGGUGCUCUAUGGACCCUCGGAGGGCUGCCCAGCACCCAGUGGGUACAGUUCCACCUUUCAGAUUCCCAGCUACCAUUCUCAGAGUGUUGGGCCUCAGAAAGAUCUUCCUCAGAUUCAGGAAGGGGACGAUGUGCUAGACAAGUUGCUGGAGAACAUUGGCUACACAAGCCCCGAAUGCCUCUUACCGUCUCAGCUAAAGCUAAAUGAGCCUUCCCCACCCCCGUAUGGAAUGAACAGUGAGCAGGAGAAGGAAAUUAUCAAGGUUAUCCUGUGCCAAAAUGCACAGGAGGACGAGCAUGUUCAGAGGUGUAAUUCGGCCUCCACCAUGAAGGUCACCAGCCAAGGGCAGCCCUCCCCAGUGGAGCCCCGAGGACCCUUCUAUUUCUGCAGGCUGCUGCUCGAUGACUUGGGAAUGAACUCUUGGGACAGAAGGAAGAAUUUUCAUCUGUUGAAGAAAAAUUCAAAAUUAUUGAGAGAGCUAAAAAAUCUGGACUCCCGUCAGUGCCGGGAGACACACAAAAUUGCAGUGUUUUACAUUGCUGAAGGUCAAGAAGACAAGUGUUCGAUCCUCUCCAAUGAAAGAGGAAGCCAAGCUUAUGAAGACUUCGUUGCUGGUCUUGGAUGGGAGGUGGAUCUCUCUACCCACUGCGGCUUCAUGGGCGGCCUGCAGCGCAAUGGCAGCACUGGGCAGACUGCCCCUUACUACGCUACCUCCACUGUGGAAGUGAUUUUUCAUGUUUCCACUCGGAUGCCAUCGGACUCAGACGAUUCCCUCACCAAAAAGCUCCGUCACUUGGGGAAUGAUGAGGUCCACAUCGUCUGGUCUGAACACUCCAGGGACUACCGCAGGGGCAUCAUCCCAACGGCCUUUGGCGACGUUUCCAUCAUCAUUUACCCAAUGAAGAACCACAUGUUCUUUAUCACCAUAACCAAGAAACCUGAGGUGCCAUUUUUUGGGCCUCUGUUCGAUGGAGCCAUCGUGAAUGGGAAUCUGCUUCCGAGCCUUAUCUGUGCCACGUGCAUCAAUGCCAGCCGGGCCGUGAAGUGCCUCAUACCGCUCUACCAGAACUUCUAUGAAGAACGAGCACUGUAUCUUGAAGCAAUAAUUCAGAACCAUCGCGAAGUCAUGACAUUCGAGGAUUUUGCAGCUCAAGUCUUCUCCCCCUCGCCCAGCUAUUCCCUCAGCGGAACGGUGCUGAAACGUCACGAACCGAGGAGCUGGAAGGGACCCCAGGAAACAUCAGGCCUCGCCCCUUCACACUGACAGACCAAGCUCAAGACCAAGCCAUGAAGGGACAGCCAAGGUUCCUGGGCAACCCUCUUCCCACCCUGGGGACCAGUCCCAUGAUCAGAGCCCUGGCUACUGGCUUCUUAUUCAUAAUAAAGGCCAGGAUUGAAUUGGAGGACUUCAUUCAGAAAACCCGGACCUUUUCCUUAAAUACAAGGUCUCUUACGUCACCAUCUGUUCAAGAACUCACAGCCUAGCCACUUGCACCUCAGCCCACAUAGCUAUCACUGACCAAUGUCCCCAACAACCCUGCAGACAGCUCAACACUCCACAGGAUCUCCUCUACCCAGGAAGCCCUGCCUACUCAGGCCCCAGCCUGAGUGUUCCCUGUACGUAUCAAGCUCAGUUAUGGCUGCUUUUGCUUUGUUCUUGAAAAGAUAACAAAGCAUUGAUAGAAAGUUUUUACCCACCCUAAUCCCACUGCUUAGCCCUAUUGUACCCUGGAAUUCUUGCAUUUUCAAUGUAAUGAUUUUUCCACGUAUGGCAGGCUUGUGUAACUCUGUCAUAAGUUGAGCACACCAUUCUUCUGUCUUGGUUCCUCUUUGUGGAUCUGAGUCUUUACCCCACUGUGUGUCCUCUCCCCAUAUGGUCUGCAGAUUCUUCAGAGAAUGAUUCAUGUCAUUUCUUUCAUACAACACGCACAGCUGGAGUGACAAAGAAAGGAGUAGCUGUUGCUUAAAGUGGUACAGGUGUGUCUCCAGACCACAGAUUCAUGGGGCCAGAGCAAACACCUGUAAUUACGUGUCCUCUGUCCCCUCCCCUCCCUAUCUCUUGGAGAAAGUGGGCCAGUGAUGAGCAACAUGUCCAAACCCAAUGUGGGCAGCCUGGCAAUCCACAGCCUGGAUAACACAAGGUUGUGAAUAAGUGAAACUUGAUUUGAGAUGCUUCCACAUAUGGUAUUGGGGUGAAAGAGGGUUUCCAUGGCCUUGUUUAGCACCGUGUUCUGCCUCAUGGUUAUUCAUCCUUUCAUCCUUUUAAAACUCACUGUCCUCUGGGUCAGGUCUGCGAGAUAAACAGAACUGAGACAAACACUUUUACCACAUGAUUAGCAGCCAUACAAUGCUGCUACUUGUCUCUGAGUCGGCCUCCCUCAUGUCCGCUGCUGCCAGUGAGCAGGACAGGGCUUGGGACUUGAGGCAACACAGAAGGCUCUGGGGACCUUGUGCAGGCCUGUGGAGAAGGAAGUCUUAUUGGAGAUAUGAGCAGAUACUCAUGAGCUAUUGGGUUACUUAUUAAUCAGACCAGAUCAGGUAGCUGCAGCCAUAACUACAAGUGACAGUGGCUUGGAUGAGCUGGGUGGAGGUCCCCUCAGAGGGUUUGUGCCACCUGCCUGUAACCCGUGACCCAUGUGUAUGAGGCAGUCCACCAGGCAUCCUGCCAGUGGAUUUGAACUUUUCCAUGUUGGCCAAGAACCAAGAUGCCUCAGACCUGGAGGCCCACGGACAAGAAGAAUAAGAGGAAGAUAGGAAAUCAAGCAACAUAGAGAUUGCCUGUGAUCCCAGCACUCAGAAAGGCUGAGGCAGGAAAAUUAGAAA